CUACUGUAUUGGGAAACAUGCAGGCUAACUGUUGACAUUUGUGUUUAAAAAUAGUUUAAAAGGCAAUCGAGCUCUUCGUUCUCAUUGUUUCUCGUUAGAACUUAUGUCUCAUUUACAGAUCGUAAAGCUCGUUCAAAAGCUUCAACUUUCAUCCUGGGAAGACUUUUUUUUAUCCACGCAUUUGCAAAAAAAAUAGCACGUAGUUGUUUUACAAACAAAGCACAACGCUGUUGUUCUUGAACGACGCCCAACACAGGAGAGCUGACAAAAGUGAGUGUUUGCGGAAGAUUCAGGGACACUCCGUCAGUGUGUGUGUCAGACUCUGAGGAUGAAGAUUGCCGUGCUGGGAGCCACUGGGCAGACUGGGCAGUUUGUGGUGAGCCAGGCGCUGCAGCAGGGCCACGCCGUCACCGCUCUGGUCCGGGACCCAGCCAAACUGAACAUGCACCAUGACAACCUCAAGGUGGUGGAAGCGAACAUCUUCUCGGCGGACAGCCUCAAGCCUCAUUUUAAAGGCGUGGACGUGAUCUUCUCAUGCCUGGGCUUCCCCACCUCCUUCUUCUCCAGUGUGACGGGAUACACCCUAUCCAUGAUGGCCGUGAUCAGGGCGAUGCAGGAGGCACGGGUCAACAGGAUCAUCACCAUGACGUCCUGGUACACUGACCCCAAUUCAGGAACUCAGUCGCCGUACCUGAUCCGCUUCCUGCUGCUGCCCCUGAUCCGAAGCGUCCUCACCAACAUGUUCGAGAUGGAGCAGUUUCUGCAGAGCGUCCACGACAUCAACUGGACCGUGGUUCGUCCGCCCGGUCUCAAGAACCUGCCCUCCUCAGCGCUGGAGGUCUUGACCCAUGAGGGUUACUUUGUGCCUGACAGCAGCGGCCGCCCGGUGGGUAGCACCAUAGGGCGGGGGGACGUGGCCCGCUUCAUGCUGUCCCUUCUCAACAAUAACGCCUGGGUCAGGAAGGGUGUCGCCAUCAUCACCAAAUGAGGAACGUCGACAUUGUACUGAUGACAUGAAGUCAUUCAUGACCUCAAGACAAAUAUAACAUGAAUGCCAUGUCUCCUAUGUUCUAAUCUGGAGAUGCUUAUUAUUUAAUUACACUGCACAUUGACCACUCCAUAAAGGGUUAACAAAUGGAUCCAUCAACCACUUUAGCAGUGUGCAAUAUGGUUAAUUAAUUGUGUUUAAAUGUAUAAAAUAUUGACCUAAAUUUGCUGACAAUUUAAUUAAAUUGUCAUUUAACUCAAAUGAAAUGUUGUCCUUCAAGAGUUAUAAGUACAUGUGAUUGCAUUACAUCCGGAGAGCGUUUAGAUUGACAUGCAGUACCACCUCCUGUCCUCUUGGCGUCGCUGCUAGUUUUGGUGCCUUUUUUUUUCACCACAAAAUUUCGCUCGGGUAAUAAUGUACUAUUCUUUACUAUUUACACAAUUUCUGGAUUUACAUAUUGUACCGAAGACUCACAAAUGAAUGCUGCUGGAAUGUCGCCUGGAAUGCUGUGGCGUCACAAGACGAUGUGACCUUGACUGGAAGCUGAUGAGUCCACAAGAUGCUGCGUAGGCCUACACACGCAAUCUGCUCAUCUCUGAGUUCACCUCUGUUGUUGUAACAGCUACAACAACUACAGGAUUCACACUUUUAAAGAUCUCUGUGUGCCUGGGCCACCAACGGCAUCGCCGCCAUACUCACCGAGCUCCCCUCCAGGGAUGGAGAAAUCUUUUGCCAGGAUGACAAACUUUUGGACCUUCUGGGCAUUGGAUAUGGCCUUGGCGUUGAUGCGCUCCAUGCCCUCCUGGAUGGCCUUGUAUACGGCUGGCUCCUUGUUGUCAAUGAUCUCUGACACCCUGGUGGCGCUGACGCCAAUCUGCUGGCAGAAUUCCAUGACCUCGUCGGUCAGCUGGUCCGUCGGUUCGCCGUUUUCAUUCACGACACACUGUGGCAGCGGACGGGAAGUUGAUUAUCGAUGGAGUUAUCAUCUUCAGCAAUGCACCGCAGCUUACUUUGAGCGUGAGCAGCAUGGACAGGAACUUGCGUCUGUCGCCAAUCAGCAUGGCGUUGCUGACGAUGUUCAUCUCAGCUUUCACCGAGUUCUCGAUCGGCACGGGCGCCACGUUCUCGCCUCCUGCAGUAAUGAGGAUUUCUGUGUGUGGAAGCCGAACAAACAUCAACAAACAAAUCACCGUAUUAUUUGAUUUCCCUACUCAAUAAUUGCAGCACCGAGUCAAUGAAAAGGAUGACAAAAUAAAAUUCCUCACCCUUUUUCCUUCCUGUGAUAAACAGGAAGUUUCGCUCAAACUUUCCCAGGUCACCAGAGUGCAGCCAUCCGUCUUGGUCCAGCGCCUCUGCUGUUUUGUCAGGCUUGUUGAGGUAGCCCAUGUAGAUGUUUCUGCCCCAGAAGCAGAUCUCGCCGUUCUCUUUGUUGUCUUGAUUGUCCAGCUUGACCUUGCAGCCCGGCAUGGCCUUCCCACAGCUGGGAAUGUUGGCAUGUUUCACGCUUGAUCUUUCUUUCCUCAAAUUCAGUGCCUCGCUGCUUACCUGCCCGUCUGGUAGUCGGAAUGUGUGGAGACGGUGUGCGGACCGCUGCUUUCGCUCAUGCCGUACAGUUCCAUCAAAGGCAUGUUGAGGCUCAUGAAAAACUCCAGUGUGUCUUUGGAGAUGGGGGCCGAGCCUGUGAACAAUAUCCUGCAGCGCUGCAGGCCCAGGGCGGCUUGCACCUUCUUGAAGACCACUUGGUUAGCCAGUGUGAAGCCCCAUGGAACACGAUUCUCCCUGUCAAUGCAAAUAUUUGAACAAUAAAGACAAGAACGGACAAUGCCAUUUGGAUCACAUGUGGAACUGGUCUGAAAUCAACCUGGACCCUGUCUCUGGUCUCUGGUCUCACCCGUGCAUGGCGCUGUUGUUGUACUGCAGUCCGAUGGACUUGGCCCAGUUGGCUGCUCUCUUCUUCAGUGGGGACGCCUUGGCUCCAGCAGCCUUCAUUUUCUCCUCCAUCUUCUCCCAAAUGCGAGGAACUCCAAGGAAGGAGGUAGGAGACACCUCUUUUAAUGUGGUUACCAAUGAUCCCUUCAGGGGAAAUGACAUACUCAUCAAAAACCCUUCAGAGUAUUUUCUUUAAGGACAAUAUCGGCUAACCUCACCUUGAGGGCGUCGGGUUCUGCGAAAUAGGUGGUGGCACCAAACCUCAUGGUUAUGUACAUGUCGUUGACUUGUGCUGCCACGUGGCUGAGCGGUAAAUAACUGACCACAGACUCCUCAGCAUAUUUCAGGUCGACUAUGAGUCCUGCUUGUUGGGCCGUCCACGUGAGCUGUUCAUGAGGAAAACAAAGCUGUUACCUAAAGAUCUCCUGUUCUUUUGGUCACGACCAACAAAAAACCCAAUGACUGUUGACGUGGCAUCAGUCUGUCUCACAAUCCAUCUUUCCAUUUCUUGAACUUGGACGCUCUGGGGGGGAAGCUCAUUUCCACUCUGUAUCUGCUAUCUUUCCGUUUUUACCCACAAAAACCUUCUCGCCUGCUGAUGCUGCCAUCUUUCACGCGGGGCGGGCUCUUCUAUCUAGGGGCGGGUCAGGAGCGGUAUCAUGUCCAUGGGGAAGGCAGUUUUGCCUUCAUGAAUCCCCAAUUGCCCUGGAGACAUUAAAACAGGGGUCUCAAACACACUAGUUUGAGGCCCCCGCCUUGAAAAUUUAAUGUUAGUUUGAUAUGGAUGCUGUAUGGUAUCAUGUACCCAGAAAAAAUUAUUACGUUUGAUUAAUGUUCAUGUUAAAGGUUAAAUAACUGUUAAUAGUUAUCCUCCCUAUCCGUGUGGAAGUGGUAAGUUUUUGGCUAUUUAAGUUGAAAGGAAAUAACUUGAAGGCUACCGUUUAGGUCGCUAGCUCUCUAGUUUGUGAGUUAGCAUGUGUCUCAAGACCCUGCAGUUGUGCAAUAUGUUGUAAAUAAAAAAAAGUAUAAAUGUGACUAUAGUCGUGUUUUGUCAUGUCUACAGGGCUCUAAUAAUGCUUUGUUCAUUUUAAUCUGAAAAAAAUAAUU
Molecule: messenger RNA, 4024 nt
Organism: Doryrhamphus excisus (bluestripe pipefish)
Lineage: Eukaryota; Metazoa; Chordata; Actinopteri; Syngnathiformes; Syngnathidae
Source: RefSeq, a predicted model, not a curated record